This is a messenger RNA of Paramecium octaurelia, 685 nucleotides long. The record is from the annotation of a GenBank genome assembly. Lineage: Eukaryota; Ciliophora; Oligohymenophorea; Peniculida; Parameciidae.
AUGUUGUAAACAAAGAAGUCGGAUAUAAAAUUUAGUAUUGAUAAGCAAUUCUAUGCAUCCAUAUAAAAAAAUGUAACUGAAAAUAAACCUGUUUAAGUAUGUUCCUCUAAGUUUCCUUUGAAAAGUCAAUAAGUAUAGAUUAGAAUUAUGAAUAGAUAGAUAAAACUGCAAAUCCAAAGCUAAGGACAAAACAAUCAGAACCUAUUUUAAAAUAAAUACCUUCACUCAUAAAUCAAAGAAAAAUAAGCGAUAAUUAACAACUUCCAAAUUCAGCAGAAUAGACAAAAUGUUAUGAUGGCAAUUCGUAGCUGAUACAAUAAUUAAUAUAAGAAAAUAUAAAACUAAAAAAAUCAAACUUAGCCAAAGAUUCAAUCAUUAAUUAAUUGAUUACAAACAAUGACACAUAAAAAGUUAAUUUGUGUAGAGCAAGCACAUCUCAGACUGAAAGAAAUGGCCAUAAAUUGCUUAAGCAGCAGAACAAGUAAAAACUUAACAAAUACUUAGUUAGAAGACUGCGCGUAAGAGUAUGGAAGAACUGUCCUCAUUAGGUUUUACAUUUUGUAAUACAGAACAAAAAAAUUAUUAAAAAGAAUGUGAAUAAUUCUCUAUUAAAUCUUCAAAAAGUCCUGUUAAAUUUCCAAAAGAAUUUUAGAUAAUACCAAAUCAAAAGAAGUUUUUUGUGUGA